Messenger RNA from Spea bombifrons (plains spadefoot toad), 2293 nucleotides. It is a transcript of the gene PAK3, whose product is annotated as p21 (RAC1) activated kinase 3. The record is from RefSeq and is a predicted model, not a curated record. The transcript has 16 exons. NCBI's taxonomy places the organism in Eukaryota, Metazoa, Chordata, Amphibia, Anura, Pelobatidae. Gene Ontology annotation, cellular component: cytoplasm. Gene Ontology annotation, biological process: protein phosphorylation; regulation of MAPK cascade; regulation of axonogenesis. Bases 227 to 1915 code for a protein of 562 amino acids. Gene Ontology annotation, molecular function: protein serine/threonine kinase activity; ATP binding.
AAAGACGGUGACAUCAUGGGCUAGGGAACAGCAAGGAGGUAGCCGAAGCAUCCAAGCCACUAAUGUGAGCAUUGGAGGUCAGAAGCUGAAUGAAGGAUGGCAGCAGUUUUUCAGGUGGACUAAGCUGGGGCUUUCCUCUCGUCUUUUGGAGCAGUCGUCGCGAGAAGGGGCACAGCAGAUGCAGAAUGCCAGGGUGUAUGCCAGGAGGCUGUGAGGACUGUUGAAGAUGUCCGAUAGUGUGGAUAUUGAAGAGAAACCUCCAGCUCCCCCUCUGAGAAUGAACAGUAACAACCGCGAUUCUUCAGCGUUGAAUCAUUGUUCAAAACCACUACCAAUGGCGCCCGAAGAAAAAAACAAGAAAGCUAGACUGCGCUCCAUUUUCCCAGGAGGAGGGGAUAAAACCAACAAGAAGAAAGAAAAGGAACGCCCAGAAAUCUCUCUUCCUUCAGAUUUUGAACACACCAUCCACGUUGGCUUUGACGCUGUAACGGGAGAGUUCACUCCAGAUCUCUGUGGUUCACAGAUGGGCACAGGGAAACUCCCAGAGGGAAUCCCAGAACAAUGGGCAAGACUUCUCCAAACCUCAAACAUCACCAAACUGGAGCAGAAAAAGAACCCUCAGGCUGUACUAGAUGUCCUCAAAUUCUAUGAUUCCAAAGAGACUGUGAACAACCAGAAGUACAUGAGCUUUACAUCUGGAGAUAAAAGUGCGCAUGGAUACAUAGCUGCCCACUCUUUGAAUACAAAGACUGCAUCAGAGCCUCCCCUCGCACCUCCUGUCUCAGAGGAAGAGGAUGAGGAAGAAGAGGAAGAAGAAGAUGACAAUGAGCCCCCACCUGUCAUCGCCCCACGCCCUGAGCAUACAAAAUCAAUCUACACUCGGUCAGUCAUUGAACCAAUUGCUGUGCCAGCUCCAGCUAAAGAAGCCUCAACGUCCCCUGUGACUACUCAGCCGGAAAACUCAAGCACGAGCACUUUGUAUAGGAAUACCGACCGACAGCGCAAAAAAUCAAAGAUGACGGAUGAAGAAAUUCUGGAGAAACUCAGAAGCAUUGUGAGUGUGGGAGACCCUAAAAAGAAAUAUACACGGUUUGAAAAGAUCGGCCAAGGGGCAUCAGGUACUGUGUACACAGCAAUAGACAUUGCUACAGGACAAGAGGUAGCAAUAAAGCAAAUGAACCUGCAACAGCAGCCCAAAAAAGAAUUAAUUAUUAAUGAAAUCUUGGUCAUGAGGGAAAAUAAAAAUUCCAAUAUUGUGAAUUAUUUAGACAGCUAUCUGGUUGGGGAUGAACUCUGGGUAGUGAUGGAAUAUCUGGCCGGAGGUUCUCUGACAGAUGUUGUUACAGAAACUUGCAUGGAUGAAGGGCAGAUCGCUGCAGUCUGUCGAGAGUGCCUACAAGCCCUGGACUUCUUACAUUCAAAUCAAGUGAUUCACAGAGACAUUAAAAGUGACAAUAUUCUCCUUGGGAUGGAUGGAUCUGUAAAGCUAACCGACUUUGGUUUCUGUGCUCAGAUUACACCAGAACAGAGUAAAAGAAGCACUAUGGUAGGAACGCCUUAUUGGAUGGCACCUGAAGUGGUUACAAGGAAGGCCUAUGGUCCUAAAGUUGACAUCUGGUCACUAGGAAUCAUGGCAAUUGAAAUGGUUGAAGGAGAACCCCCUUAUCUUAAUGAGAAUCCCCUCAGAGCUUUGUACCUGAUAGCUACUAAUGGGACUCCAGAACUGCAAAAUCCUGAGAGGCUGUCGGCAGUGUUCCGAGAUUUUCUCAACCGAUGCUUGGAAAUGGAUGUGGACAGGAGAGGCUCCGCCAAGGAGCUCCUGCAGCAUCCAUUUUUAAAACUAGCCAAACCACUUUCUAGUUUGACCCCACUCAUCAUAGCAGCGAAGGAAGCCAUUAAGAACAGCAGCCGCUAGCCUCGUUGAUCUCAUGCUGUAGCCUGCACAGGAAAACACAGAACUCAGCGAAUAUCUGGAAAACCUCAUCCGCUCACUCAGCAGGGUUAGUUAACUGACAGCAGGAGAGUCCGCAGCUACUGUCCGAAAAAGACAUAGCUCCCACCACAAAGCACCUACUCGAGUCUUCUUCCUGCCCUCUUGGAUUCCCGGUUAUACAUUUCUUUUUCUAAUUAUGAAGGAGUCUUCAUAAAAGCUUAUCCUGUUUUGCAAACUGGUGCUGCACAUUCUCACCCUGAACCCAUACAGAAACUUUCUUUUAAUGGGAUCUAAUUUCAUAAAAACAGUCCAAUUUCUGGGUUCUUUGCUUUGUAUUAACUGGAAAAAGGUACUUCUGCA